This is a messenger RNA of Thalassophryne amazonica, 2860 nucleotides long. RefSeq names its product sentrin-specific protease 1. Lineage: Eukaryota; Metazoa; Chordata; Actinopteri; Batrachoidiformes; Batrachoididae. Gene Ontology annotation, molecular function: deSUMOylase activity. Gene Ontology annotation, biological process: protein desumoylation. Gene Ontology annotation, cellular component: nucleus. The record is from RefSeq and is a predicted model, not a curated record.
ACAUGUAGGAUACAUGAAAAUUUGGUCAAAUCAAUGUCCGGCGGCGCUUUCAUCUCUGUCGGCCGUCAACCAAUAAAUGUAGAGAACACUCAAGUUUUCACCAGUCGUCCAAUGACAUUUUGCGAUGGUAGAACGUCUAGUUCAGCCAUGUUGUGGUUUUAAAUGAGGAAGAAGCGGGAGAUGUUAAUAUUCAACGAAUUUAUAUGCUGUUACAUGUCGUGUUUUUCUUAUUUGUUGAAAUUAGUGUGUGGGGCACAAUGCAAACUCUGUUUUCGGUAGUGUUGGUGCGGCUUAUCGCCUUCUGGUAGAACUUAUACCAACUUUCAUAAAUUAGCCGCACGGCUAACAGCGUUAGCUAUCAAGGUAGCUAGCGUCGCGUGUUAGCUUAGAAACUUACCUGUUUCUCGCCUAACUAGGCUGACAUUUGGCUGGUUUUCUGUAAAACUUCCGCUGAUUUGUGUGGCUCGCGUUGAGCGUUGAAAAAGCCUGAGCUCACCUGUGUUAGUUGGGUGACUUGGUUUAGGUUCGCUGGGUUUGAUUGACAGGACGGGCUGAAAGCAACCAGGGUGUUUAAACGUGAAACCAACGGUCUUAUUUUAGAAGAGGUUGACGCAAUGCUGAAUAAAAUCUACGAAUGGUGAACAAGUUUUGGCAAUCUUCGCAACGGUGUGCCAGCUGCGGAGGAUGCUCCGAGAGAUGGAGCGAUGAGGAGGAAGAGACCCAACCAAUGUUUGGAAGACGGACAUAACGUCAGCCAGGAUGACAUACCCGUAAAGAAAUCUCGAAUGGGAGAUCUAAUCGAUACAGUAAAGAUUGCAGCUGAAGGGGUCAAAAACCAUAGUUCCAGUGUGGCGGCAUGGAUGAAGAACAGUGUGAGCCCUACCUUGAGAAAUAUACUCCCUCCUUCUCUACCUGGAGAACCACAGCCAUCAACAUCAGCAGCAACCUGGGCAGGGAGGCAGAUUGUUGAGAAGAACUCUAUGGAUGAAAUGUUUGCUGCUCCCUCGACGACUUUGGAGUGGAAAACAUCUAAAUCGGAACUGCUCCGAAAUGAGAAGUCCAUAAUAGGGUCAAAAGUCUGUCGGCGACAAGCGUGUUUAAGUCUAGCACAUCGUGAAGUAUCAAAAACCAAUGGACACUCUGUUAACUUGCCAGCCUCCUUCACACAGCCUCCCAAACUGCUUCCCUUUCCACGAUUAGGCAGGCCCCUAAAUCUCCGACUGCACGGAACAUCUGCAUCAAGUGGAGGGGACUCAACAAGCAGUUCCUGCACAAGCAUGUAUGAAAAGACAUUUCCCAUCAAAAUGGUGCAGAGCCCAACACACAGCACAUCAUCAGGUCGAAUACAUAGGACCAGGCCUCACUGCACAGCACAGGAGUCUGUUCGUGAGGAAGAGAAGGAGGUCUACAGGCAACUUCUGACCAUGGUCUCUGGUGGUCAGUCAUCUUUUCUACACAACGGCAGCUCACAUGGCAUUGUGAGGUCACACAGGGAUUUCACCAGCUUCCUCAGCACCAGCCGCGACUGCUGCAAUUCUCGUCCCUUGGCGGAUCAGCAGGGGGAACAUCUGAGGGACCCCAGCAGCCCUCCCAGUCCACGGGAAUUUUCAAGCCAGAGUUCCAGCAACAUUCCUAGCCCAAUGGGGGCCUGUAGCAGAUCAGGGAACCAGAUGUGGUCUUUGGACACAGAACUUGUGUCCAGUAGAACAGAUGCCAUCAUGUCAGCCCCUUCACCAUCCACUCUGCAAGAUGCCUCUUCUCAGGACACUCAGUCAUCAGCUCAUGAUGGCGAAUCUGUAAUAUUUGUGAAGGAGCAAAAGGGUAAAAAACAAGACAUCUCAAGCGUGCCAUAUUUCCAAGCUGAAUUAUGGAUCAGAGAAUUGAGUAGUAUGUAUGACUCUCGAGCACGAGAAAAGAAGGAGACAAAUAGAAGGCAGGAGAUCUUGGCUGCACAACUGCGAGGGCAGCGUUUGUCUGAAGAAGGGCAACAUAGGCCAGAAGUGGAGGUCCGUGUUCGUGUUCCUUUGGAGAAAGAAGUUCCUUUGACACUUGUCAUAGAAGAACCAAAACCUUUGGAAGAAAAACCAGAAUUUCCUGCACUCACAGAGUUGAUGGAGGCUGAGGUGAACCGGGCGAGAGGAGAUGAUCCUGAUGAAGUGUUAAGUGAAGGUUUUGCCAAAAACUUACACGAAAGGACAUUACAGACUCUCAGCCAUCUCAACUGGCUUAAUGAUGAGGUGAUCAACUUUUACAUGAACCUGCUGGUGGAGCGCAGUAAGGACUCCAGUCUGCCAUCCGUGAAUACAUUCAACACUUUUUUCUACCCCAAGCUGCGCAGCAGUGGCUAUUCUGCUGUCCGUCGCUGGACCAAAAAAAUGGACAUCUUUUCUUUGGAUAUCCUGCUGGUUCCCGUCCACUCAGGGGUGCAUUGGUGUCUCUCUGUGGUGGAUUUCCGCAAAAAGACUAUAAUGUACUUUGACUCUAUGGGAGGCAGUGAUGAUGGUCUCUGCAGGUUAUUGCUUGAGUACCUACAACAGGAAAGUAAGGACAAGAAGAACAAAGAACUGGAUACCUCAGGAUGGACUCUGCAUAUCAAAAGGCGCAACGAAAUCCCACAGCAAAUGAAUGGGAGUGACUGUGGAAUGUUCACGUGCAAGUACGCAGACUACAUUACCAAAGACAAGCCAAUCACAUUCACGCAGAAACACAUGCCGUACUUCAGAAGAAGAAUGGUUUGGGAGAUUGUGAACCACAAACUGUUGUGAUGUCAGCAUGGAGGAUCACAAAGCCACACCUUACACACCGCAGCAAACGUUCGUUCCCCAGGACCUCACGGUCUUGCUGUGGAAAAGACCUACAC